Molecule: messenger RNA, 3408 nt
Organism: Frankliniella occidentalis (western flower thrips)
Lineage: Eukaryota; Metazoa; Arthropoda; Insecta; Thysanoptera; Thripidae
Exons: 3
Coding region: 336-2117 (593 amino acids)
Source: RefSeq, a predicted model, not a curated record
UGGGUCCGCCAUCCCCAUUUGCGAACGGGCACCGCGACGGGAGGGAUCGGGCCAGCCAGCCACGCCGCGCCACGCCGCGCCACGCCACGGCACCACCACCUGUCGGCAACUGGAGUGAACACACCUGCAGGCGUGCCGCGCGCAGCCGCGCGCCAGCGGUGCUGCUCACAGCCCGCGCCGGCGGACAGAGGGACGCGGACAGCGCGCAGCGUAGACGGACAGCCCCCGCGGUGGCGGACAGCGCGCGAGACAGCCCUGCUGCACCUCGCGGCCGGCGAUGCUGAGCCACUGCCGCCGCGCCUGACGGGAAACCAGCAGGCUACUCGCGUGGCCCGAUGUUGGAGAGCUCCCGACAAGCAGGAAGCGCCUCCAGGAUGUACAGCCUCGUGCUGCUACUGGCCUUGGUGUGCGUGGGAGCUUCGGACAUGGCCUCGGACAUGACCUCGGACAUUGCCUCGGACAUCGUCCAAGACACCUUCGUGGAUCCACCCUACGAGGCCGGCGUCGAAGUCGCGUCCGAGGGCAACGCGGAGGAGGGCCCGCUCAUGAGGAGCCUCGCCAAACUGUGCCGCCUCAUCGACACGGAAGGACCUCCAUGCGACGGGCUGCCGGCCUCGGCGCCAACCUCAGCGGAGGACGAAGAGGACGCCCUGGACAAGGAGGUCCACCUGGACUCGACAGACGAGCACGACGAGAGCGCCGAACAAGUCAGCGUCGAGGCAGACAAGAGAGCGUUCGCCAGCUGGGGAGGCAAAAGAGCGCCUUCAUUCAACAGCUGGGGAGGUAAACGAGCCUCAUUCAACAGCUGGGGAGGCAAACGAGCUCCAGCUUUUAACAGCUGGGCGGGGAAGAGGGAGUCGUUCAAUAGUUGGGGAGGGAAACGGGCGCCAGCAUUUAACAGCUGGGCGGGAAAGAGGGCUUCAUUCAAUAGUUGGGGUGGGAAACGGGGAGGCUCCCUGGUUUAUCGGUUAUGGGGUGGAAAGUGGAUACCAACUGUUUGGAGCGGUAAGAGGGCACCCGCCUUCAACAGCUGGGGAGGCAAGAGAAGAAAACGGGAAGCUUCCUUCAAUAGCUGGGGUGGGAAACGAGACGCUGCAUUUAACAGCUGGGGUGGGAAAAGGGACGCUGCAUUUAACAGUUGGGGUGGAAAAAGAGACGCUGCUUUUAAUAGCUGGGGUGGGAAAAGGGACGCAGCAUUCAACAGCUGGGGAGGUAAACGGCCAUCAUCUUUCAACAGCUGGGGUGGUAAACGAAACGCGGCAUUUAACAGUUGGGGAGGUAAAAGAAACGCGGCAUUUAACAGCUGGGGAGGUAAGCGAGCAUCAGCAUUUAACAGCUGGGGAGGUAAGCGUGACUCGGCAUUCAACAGUUGGGGGGGUAAGCGGGACUCGGCAUUCAACAGCUGGGGUGGUAAGCGGGACUCGGCAUUCAACAGCUGGGGAGGUAAGCGGGACUCGGCAUUUAACAGCUGGGGAGGUAAAAGAAGCGACGAGUUGAACGACCCCGAAGCUAAGAGGGCGGCUUCCUUCAACAGCUGGGGAGGCAAACGAAACGACGGCCAGCAUGGCGACGGCAAGCGGGCGCCGGCCCCGACCAACGGCCGAGGAGAUAAGCGGAGUGAAGGCGACCGGGGCGAUGAGAAGCGGUCCGCCUCCUUCAACAGCUGGGGCGGGAAGCGGGCCGACGAGGUGGCCGAGUACGCACAGGGGGACGCGCCCUUGGAGAAGAGGGCCUUCAACAGCUGGGGAGGCAAGCGGGCGGCCAUCCUGGUCCCGAGCCUACACAGCCUGUGGGGCAUGCUGGGCCACCGGCCGCGGCCUGCCGUCUGGUCGGCGCGACCCUCCGACAAGCGCGUGCAGUUCAACCCCUGGGGCGGCAAGAAGAGGUCUGCCCCUGCCGGCCCCGCCGACCCCAAGCCCCUGGCCGCGCCCCUGGCAGCGCCCCUGGCAGCGCCGCACUCGGACCUGAGCAAGGAGCAGCCCGUCGACGCCGCGAGCCUCAAGCCACUGCCGCGAGCCAAGAGGGCGCGGGACUACGGCACCAAGCACCUCAGGAAGAACAGGAGGGGCCCCGAGUUCUACGCCUGGGGCGGCAAGAGGAGCGGGCUGCGCCGCUAACGUAGUUUAGGAUGUGCCCCAAGCUUAAGGUGAAUGUUGCUGCUCGUCAGCUGAACAGGCUCUAUGUGAGGAGUACAACACCUACCCACUCUGAUGAAUGCGAUUGAAUGGUACAGCUAUGUGUUGCGUUGAUCGAUCCACCACAAUGCAAGAUAAAUCGUAUGGAAAAAACAAAUAAAUAAUAAUUCUAAUACAUUAAUCAUCAUGAAAGAGUCAAUUGGAGAUUUACUUUGAUUUUGUACUGAAUGCAGCCCACAUUAGCUUGAUGGGUUUUGAGAAGUAGUGUUCUUGUUAAACAUCUUUACUACAUAAGGUUGUCAUAUUUCCAUAAACACAGAGAAGAGUGGUAAUCUUGAGAUAUGUAUUUAUAUAUAAAAUGGAAGGCAAAAGGCAUAAAACAAUAGAAAAUUUGAAAUGAAAUUCUAAUUAUUCUUACCACAUCUAUCUGUAGAUCAAAAUCCAAUAGUGCCUUCUUUUCCUUCUUUUCAAAGGAACUUCAGCAGACAAGUCUUGGCAUAUGCUGUCCUUUAUGUUUAAUUUGCGGAGUUAUGUUCAACACAACAAAUGUGAAAAUUAUAGACACUUUUAACUUUUGACAUAUCACUUCGCUGCAAUAUUUACUAUUUCCCUGAGGUGAUGAUAAAACAAUUGGUGUUCCUCACAGUAUGGCUGGAACUGGGAGGAACGCUAAUCUAUCUAGCCUACAAAUCGGUUUUCAAGUCAUUAAUUGCAAGAAUCUAGAUUCUAAAACAUGAUUUUUCUGGUGUUGCUCUUCAAAUAAGUAUAGUGGAAGCUUUCUUUACUGUGAUGUAAGCAAAUAUUAACAUUCCCCAAGACCGGAGAAAUUUUCACCAUCAUGCUCUAGAUGCUUAUUUUGUCAGCUUGUUCGUUAAAACUGCUCUUGUCUUGUUUAAAAAACAAAAAACAAAAAAAAAUGUUUAAAAAUCAGUGGAUUGAAAAUGUUUAACACAUUUCAGCAACAAGUAACAAGACAGAAAACAUAACUUGCUUUGGUUACAUUGUAUCAUAAUUGGUUUUGGUCUAACGUUAGUUGAUUAUUGAAUAGAGAAAAAUCGUAGGAGUAUGUAAGAGGUAGAAAGAACUGAUAUUUUCUGCUGAAGGACAUGAUGUGAAGUAUAUUAGUUCAGAUGUUCCAGACUAUGAUUUGAUUGAAAAGUUACUUGAUCUCUACUACUCUUACUAUAAGAAAAUUAUUGUAUCAGCCUAGCUUACCAAUGUCAGAGUUGUAAAAAAAACACAAAAAAUAAAGUUUCUGUUAAUUGAAUUAAAA